Messenger RNA from Zophobas morio, 2243 nucleotides. RefSeq names its product G1/S-specific cyclin-D2-like. NCBI's taxonomy places the organism in Eukaryota, Metazoa, Arthropoda, Insecta, Coleoptera, Tenebrionidae. The record is from RefSeq and is a predicted model, not a curated record. The transcript is spliced from 5 exons. Gene Ontology annotation, molecular function: cyclin-dependent protein serine/threonine kinase regulator activity. Bases 198 to 1106 code for a protein of 302 amino acids. Gene Ontology annotation, biological process: mitotic cell cycle phase transition; regulation of cyclin-dependent protein serine/threonine kinase activity. Gene Ontology annotation, cellular component: cyclin-dependent protein kinase holoenzyme complex; nucleus; cytoplasm.
CGGCAGGCAGAGGCAUAAGCAAGGUUUACGUCUGGUAACAACACAAAAUCAUUGGUUACUUAACACCAGUAACAGAAAGACCACCGAUAACGCGACCAAAACCCGGCUACAAAAGAUAAAUGUUUCAACUACCCUAAGUCCCCUUAUGUGAUAAAGUAAGUCUAGUGCUGUGUGUAUCGUGCUUUGGAGUCGAGACGAUGGAUUUGCAUUGUUGCGAAACCACCGAGAAGGAAAUUACGGCCUGCGUCGACAAGACAUUGCUCGAGGACCGUAUUCUCAAAAAAAUGUUAGAGUCGGAAAAUAGGUGUGUGCCGAACUGUAACGUGCGGUUUUGCCAGAGGGAGGUUACCGAGUCCAUGACUGAGAUCGUCGGGGGGUGGAUGAUGGAGGUCUGUGAGGAACAGCGCUGCCAGGACGACGUCUUCCUGCUCUCCAUGAACUACCUGUACCGGUUCCUCGCCAUCACCAACAUCAAGAAGAACCAGCUCCAGCUGCUGGGGGCGGCGUGCAUGCUGGUGGCCUCCAAGCUGCGCGAGUCGCGGCCCCUUUCAGCGGAGACGCUGGUCUUCUACACCGACCACAGCAUCACCGUCGGCAUGCUCACGAGCUGGGAGCUGCUGGUGCUCAGCAAGCUCAAGUGGGACAUCGUGGCCAUCGUGCCCGUCGACUUCCUGCCGCACCUGCUCAUCCGGCUCGACUUCGAGCGCGUCGGCCUCAAGCACGACCUGGUCAAGAAGCACGCCAAGAUCCUCAUAACCCUCUGCGCAAAAGAAUGUCGGUUUACGAACUACUCGCCCAGUUUGGUGGCCUGUGCCAGCGUAGUCUCGGCGCUCUGCGGCCUGGGCUGGGUCAACAAGUACGACCAGUCGCAGGAAACCCUCAUGAAGAAGCUCGCCGACAUCAUCGACGUCCAAGAAACGUACUUCGUGGAGGAGUUGGUUCAGAGCAUCGACCAGAUGAUCAAACAGAACUUGGAGGACAGCAAAGACUGUAAAACAGUGUGUGAUGACGUGUCCAGGUCAGAACAAUGUACGCCGCCUCCGGCCAAAAUGCGCGAUUUUAAGACGGCGACAACACCGACUGAUGUGCACGAUGUUUGUUUCUGAAAAGUAGUUUAAUUUUGUGAGUAAGAAGUGAUUUAGUCGACGCGUUGUUCGUCAGUUCGAAGGAAGUGUGCAAAGACGUGAUGGCUUUAGGGGAAAGCAAUAAAUUACGCUUGUUUAUGAAAAAAGAACUGUUCAAUUCGAGUACUUUUGUACUUUUUGUUACAAGACUUUUGCUUUUAUAGCGGGUGAAUGUAAUGUUUGAAUAUUAGUCAGUUACGAUCCUAAGUUUUCUGUUCCUAAACGUGAUUCAGAAUAACAGAUAAACAAACUGAAUUGCGCAAGUUUCGAUGAUUCGUUUAGAAGCUUGCUUAGUAGGUAAUAAUCUUCAAAGACUGCUAGCUCUAACUCAGAGCAAUGACUUACUUAAUUUUAAUCGUCUUCCAAAUUCGACCAAGUCAAUCAAUGCAAUCAUAAAACUAAUGAGAAAGUAUUUUUAUCAAACUAGAAAUCUUAUAUUAGACUAUUAAAGUGUGAUUAUAUAACUGUAGGUAUUUCAACAUUGUGUGAUCAUAAUUCUACUAAGAAUAGUGAUUUUAAAAUUGGCGACAAAUAUGUUAUUAUAUAAGGGCCUUGAACGUACCUAAGGCUGGGUUUAUCCGAACGCUCCGCCGCGUCGACGUGGCAAAAAGAAACCAAUGAUUUAGUCCGUCGUUAAAAAACCACGUUCACGCGGCUUUGCGUUCCGAUAAAACCAGUGUAAUAUGCUUGUGCAUACGACUACAUGUAGCUUUUUAAGGCAAAAAAAUGUAUAUAAAUAUAUAAGGUAGCCGGUAAGCACCUUGACACUGUACAUAAAAAUGACCGUUUCCACCACUUACACUGCCAAUAACUAUUUAUAAAUUCUGCUCACAAUAGUUCAAUAUUCCAUAUACCUCAUUUUUAUUCAGAUACAACAGCAAAAGCCCUAUAGAUUUUUAUUAUGUGUAGAUAUCGGUUUUUUUGCACCACGUCUUCCAAGCGCACGUACAAAACGUGGUGCAAAAAAUCCACUCAUCAAAUAAUUAUUUUAUUGUAAAUAUUAACUAAGUAUAUACUUAUAUUGUAUAUAAUAUAAAUAUAUGUACCACCCAAAUUUUAACGGUUACGUUAGUUGAUAAGUUAAAAAUUUUAUACAAAUAAAUAUUGACAAAACGUGAA